This is a messenger RNA of Staurois parvus, 340 nucleotides long. NCBI's taxonomy places the organism in Eukaryota, Metazoa, Chordata, Amphibia, Anura, Ranidae. The record is from the annotation of a GenBank genome assembly.
CGGUCAUGUGAUCAGCUGUGUCCAAUCACAGCUGAUCACAUGGGACAUGUACACUAAUCAUCAGAGCACUGAUGAUCAUUGUGCCCUGAUUAUCAGUGUAGCCCCAGCAGUGCCACCUGUCAGUGUCCAUCAGUGCCAGCAGUCAGUGCUCAUCUGCGCCAGUGCCACAUAUCAGUGCCUACCAGUGCACAUCAAUGCCACAUAUCAGUGCCCAUCUGAGCUGCCUUUCAGUGUCACCCAUCAGUGCCAGUCAGUGCCAUAUAUCAGUGCUGCCUUUCAGUGCCCAUCAGUGAUGCCUGUCAAUGCCCAUCAGUGCCACCUAUCAGUGCAGCCUAUCAGU